Maylandia zebra (zebra mbuna) is the source of this 1888-nucleotide messenger RNA. It is a transcript of the gene ctu2, whose product is annotated as cytosolic thiouridylase subunit 2 homolog (S. pombe). Gene Ontology annotation, cellular component: cytosol. Gene Ontology annotation, molecular function: tRNA binding; sulfurtransferase activity. The record is from RefSeq and is a predicted model, not a curated record. Gene Ontology annotation, biological process: tRNA wobble position uridine thiolation. Lineage: Eukaryota; Metazoa; Chordata; Actinopteri; Cichliformes; Cichlidae.
CGUCAUCAAACAGCGACACGAUUCAGACACGAGCCUGUGGUGUGGAGGCAGUGGGUCAGUGCUGGUCUGCUGAUGAAAAGAAUCAGCUGCUGGAGCUUUCACUGAUCUGGCAGUUGGAGCUCGCUUUGGCUGUUUUCUCUCCUAACGGCCGCGAUGUGUCAGGUGGAGGAAGAUUACCGGGGGGAGAUGGAGCGCGCCGCCGCGCCCAGUGUUUCAAAGAAAUGUGUCAAAUGCAAAGAGGCGCCUGCAGCUUUGGUCAUCAGAGCAGGAGAUGCGUACUGCAGGCUCUGUUUCAAAGAUUUCUUCAUUCACAAGUUCAAAGCUGUGCUCGGCAAGAACAGGAUCAUUUUCCCCGGAGAGAAGGUCCUGCUGGCUGUGUCCGGAGGCCCUUCUUCCUGUUCAAUGCUCAGACAAGUUCAAGAGGGUUUAAGUCAGAAAGCGAACAAGAAGCUGAGAUUCGUGCCUGGCGUUGCCUUCAUCGACGAGGGUGCUGCGAUAGGUCAGUCGGUGGAGGAGCGACAGAGGACAGUGGCUGAGCUCCAGGCAGUGUUUCAGGCUACUGGUUUCCCCUUCUACAUCUUACCUCUGGAGCAGGUGCUGGACCUGCCCGCUUCGGUCGUGGCGACCAAUCCGUCGCCCUCAGAGCAACCUGCCAGCGCCUACAAAGCAGCCGUGCAUCACUUUGUCGAGACUGACGGCAGCAACUUUCCGAGGCCACAAGAACCAAAGAAGACGCUGCUGCCUCGCGUUCAGGAGUCGCACACGCUGAUGCUGCAGCAGCUGCUCGGUUCAGUUAAAACGCUGACGGCCAGAGAAGAGCUGCUGAACACACUAAGGCAGCAUCUGCUGGUGCACACAGCUCGUACAGAGGGCUACAGCAAACUGAUGCUGGGAGACAGCUGCACCCGACUGGCUGUUAAACUUCUCACCAGUAUAUCACUGGGCAGAGGAGCCCAGCUGGCCCAGGACACAGGUUUCUCUGACUCCAGAUACGGUGACAUCAUAUUAGUGCGGCCAAUGAGAGACUACUCUGCCAAAGAAGUAGCUUACUACAACCAUCUGUUCACUGUGCCCUAUGUUGUUAUUCCAAGUGUGGACACGAAGACGGUGGAUAAGGCCAGCAUCCAACGUCUCACAGAGAGUUUUGUCACCAAACUGCAGACAGACUUCCCCUCCACUGUCAGCACCAUCUACAGGACCAGUGAGAAGCUGCAGACUGCAUGUAGGAAAAGGUCAGGAGCCGACGGCUGUGACCGAUGUCUGCUGUGUCUGUGCAGCCUGGAUACUGCUGUGGAGGCGGCGUCGGCCUUCCAGGCCACGCUCAUAUCAGAUCAGCUGUCCGGGUCCAAGUGUCUGCGAGGCAGCGCUGCUGAAACCCCGAGGCCAGAGCCAGGGAGGCCGGAGUCGCCGCCUCUCACCGCACAGUGCUGUUCCUCUGCAGAAGGGCGGGGCUGUGGGAGAGCAGGAAGUGAUGGAGGCUGCUGUUCUUCUGCUAAACUACCAGAAACAACACGUCUGAAGAGCCUGUUGUGUUACAGCUGUGCACUGACUGUCAGAGACAUGUCGACAGUGAAUCACCUCCCUCAGUACAUCCUGUCAGAGGCUCAGAGGAGGCAAAGGAGGUCUCAGAUGAGAGAGGAGAUCAGUGACUUCCUGCUGGACGAUGGUGACGAAGGAAAUUAGAAACAAAAGGAGAAGCCCCGCCCCCCACGCCAGAAGAGGGUGGAGGAAAGGUUUCUUCAAGGAAACUGGACACCGACACUCACACUUAAGCUCUGCAGGAAGGAACCGAGUUCAUGUUUAACAAUCACAUCAUUAGAGAUCGUGUGUGUGUGUGUGUGUGUGUGUGUGUGUGUGUGUGUGUGUCUGUGUGUGUGUGUGUGUGUGU